Molecule: messenger RNA, 1641 nt
Organism: Hyaena hyaena (striped hyena)
Lineage: Eukaryota; Metazoa; Chordata; Mammalia; Carnivora; Hyaenidae
Gene: TNFRSF11B
Product: TNF receptor superfamily member 11b
Exons: 5
Coding region: 217-1422 (401 amino acids)
Biological process (GO): signal transduction
Molecular function (GO): protein binding
Source: RefSeq, a predicted model, not a curated record
AGUUCGGCGCACACCCCACGGCUCCCGCCCAAGUUCCUAAAAAAGAAAGGUGCAGAGUUGGGUCCAGAUAGAGAAUGAAUGAUCAAAGCCAAGCGGGUACUUCCUGUCGCCCGGACGCUAUAUAUAACGUGAUGAGUGCACGGGCUGCGGAGACGCACAGGAGCGCUCGCCCAGCCGCCGCCGCCGCCCAGCGCCUGAGGCUUCCCGGGGACCGCAAUGAACCAGCUGCUGUGCUGCGCCCUCGUGUUCCUGGACAUCUCCAUUAAAUGGACCACCCAGGAAACGUUUCCUCCAAAGUACCUUCACUAUGACCCAGAAACCUCGCGUCAGCUGAUGUGUGACAAAUGUCCUCCGGGCACCUUCCUAAAACAGCACUGUACAGCCAGGCGGAAGACCGUGUGCGCCCCUUGUCCCAACCACUACUACACAGACAAGUGGCACACCAGUGAUGAGUGUCUGUACUGCAUCCCAGUGUGCAAGGAGCUGCAGUACGUCAAGCAGGAGUGCAGUCGCACCCACAACCGCGUGUGCGAGUGCGAGGAAGGGCGCUACCUCGAGGUUGAGUUCUGCCUGAAGCACAGAAGCUGUCCCCCCGGGUUUGGGGUGCUCCACGCCGGAACCCCGGAGCGAAAUACAGUUUGCAAGAGAUGUGCAGAUGGGUUCUUCUCGAAUGAGACAUCAUCUAAAGCACCCUGUAGAAAACACACAAACUGCAGUGCAUUUGGGCUCCUUCUAACUCAGAAAGGAAACGCAACUCAUGACAAUGUGUGUUCUGGAAACAGUGAAUCGCCUCAAAAAUGUGCAAUAGAUGUCACCCUGUGCGAGGAGGCAUUCUUCAGGUUUGCUGUUCCUACGAAAUUCACCCCUAAUUGGCUAAACAUCCUGGUGGACAAUUUGCCAGGCACCAGGGUAAACGCAGAGGCCAUGGAGAGAAUAAAGCGGCAACACAGUUCACAAGAACAAACCUUCCAGCUACUGAAGUUAUGGAAACAUCAAAACAAAGAUCAAGAUAUAGUCAAGAAGAUCUUCCAAGAUAUCGACCUAUGUGAAAACAGCGUACAGCGGCACAUUGGACACACAAACCUUACCUUCGAGCAGCUUCGCAGCUUGAUGGAAAGCUUGCCGGGGAAGAAAGUCACCACAGAAGACAUUGAGAAAACUGUGAAGGUAUGCAAAUCAAGUGAACAGAUUCUGAAGCUGCUCAGCCUGUGGAGAAUAAAAAAUGGCGACCAAGACACUCUUAAGGCCCUGAUGCAUGCCCUGAAGCACUUGAAAACAUACCACUUCCCCAAAACCGUCACUCAGAGCCUGAAGAAGACCAUCAGGUUCCUUCACAGCUUCACCAUGUACAGAUUAUAUCAGAAGCUAUUUUUGGAAAUGAUAGGGAACCAGGUCCAGUCAGUAAAAAUAAGCUGCUUAUAACCGGAAAUGGUCACUGGGCUAUUUCCUCACAAUAGACGGGAUCCAAUGAAUGAGUAAACUGUUUCUCAGGCACUUGACGGGGAUACAAUGAUUUCUUUCUCAUCACCAAGGACUAGAUUUGGCCACAGGGCACAAAAAGAAACAAUGGUGUGGAAAAAGAACUAACAUCUCCUCCAAAAGUUCAAUUAACCCCAUAUGGUUUAUCUAACUGAUAGAUCU